AUGUUGUUCCUAACUUCGAUUUUAUUGUUGGUCUUUGCCAACUUAUGUUCAUCCGUUGAAGUGAAUCCAUGUGAUUCCACGUGGCAUUAUUACAAUAAGACUGGAUGCUGUUAUAAGACUUCUACUGACUUGGGAACGUGGUUUGAUGGAUCAGCAAUUUGUGCAAAGAUGCAUGUUGGAGCUCAUUUAGCAUCACUCCGAAAUGAAGAUGAAUCUAAAUUCGUUGCAAAAACACAUAGAAAUGGACUCGAUGGAAUUCACGCAUGGACAGGUCUUUCUCAAACUCAAAAUGCGAACAACUGGACGUUCACUGAUGGUUCCAAACCAUGGUCUUCAUUUAUGACUCCCUACAUUUUCCCUAAUAACCACACAAGUUGCGUGGAAAUCGUAGACAAUUGGCUGGUGGAACUGUUUCAAAAUACUGGAAAAACUCAACCGACAUUCUGCUAUCAUUAUCGGAAAUCAUUGUGCAAGUAUUGUCCAGUUCCAGUUGUUCCAACAAUUAUAACUACAACUACAGUAAGAACUCCUGCUGCUAGAAUUGAAAAAGCUCAUCCGAGAAGUAAUCAACCGGAGUUGGUUUCUGGAUGUUCAUCUGGUUUAGCUGCGAAUCAAGUACCUGUGAUACCGGUGUCUAAUGCCACUACGCCAGUUCCAACUACAACAAAGACAACAAAAGCUGGAAUUAUUUCAGCUGCUUCGCUGCAUACUCAAAACGGAAAUCAAUCGAAUAAAACUCGGUCAAUAUAG
Molecule: messenger RNA, 750 nt
Organism: Caenorhabditis remanei
Lineage: Eukaryota; Metazoa; Nematoda; Chromadorea; Rhabditida; Rhabditidae
Exons: 3
Coding region: 1-750 (249 amino acids)
Source: RefSeq, a predicted model, not a curated record